AUGGUGCAGAAGUACCAGUCACCCGUGAGGGUAUACAAGUACCCGUUUGAGCUGGUGAUGGCUGCCUAUGAGCGCCGAUUUCCUACAUGUCACCUUAUUCCCAUGUUUGUGGCUAGUGAUGUGGUCGAUGAAGAGACAAGUGAGGACAGAUCCACUCAUAGGAUUGAGCGGCGCUGUGCCCUAGAUGUGGACGCUCCACGUCUUCUCAAAAGGUUUGCUGGUGUGGACUAUGUGUACUUCAUUCAGAAAAACACGCUUAACCGAAAGGAGCGAACCCUCCACAUAGAAUCACAUAAUGAGACCUUCUCCAACAGGGUCAUCAUCCAUGAGACUUGCUGCUAUUCGGUCCACCCUGAGAAUGAAGACUGGACGUGUUUUGAACAGUCAGCAAGUCUGGACAUAAAAUCGUUCUUUGGCUUUGAGAGCACAGUGGAAAAGAUUGCAAUGAAGCAAUAUGCCAGCAGCAUCAAAAAGGGAAAAGAAAUCAUAGAGUAUUACCUGAAGGAGCUAGAAGAUGAGGGAAUCACCCAUGUUCCACGAUGGAAUCAAACCUCUCUUCCCCCACCUCCCUCCCGACCAACCAGUCUCUUGACCAGCCCUCCCGCUGACCUCAAAGUCCCUGUUACAGCUGCUGUACCCAUUCCAAUCACUGUUAAUGCCCCGGACAGCGAUUCUCUGGAAGCUAAGCAAGACAGCACUCCCCUUCCUGCAGAUAGUUUAACUGAGAUUCUAGCUGGCACACCUGAAGAUAAAUUAGAUGCUGACUAUAUUAAGCGCUACCUUGGGGAUCUUACCCCCUUGCAGGAGAGCUGUCUUAUCAGGCUUCGUAAAUGGCUACAGGAGACGCACAAGGGAAAGAUUCCUAAGGAUGAACACAUCCUGAGAUUCUUGCGGGCCAGGGAUUUUAACAUGGACAAGGCUCGUGAAAUUCUAUGCCAGUCUCUGACCUGGAGGAAGCAGCACCAAGUAGACUAUCUUCUAGAGACUUGGAGUUCACCACAAGUCCUCCAGGACUACUACACAGGGGGCUGGCACCACCAUGAUCGAGAUGGUCGGCCUUUGUACGUCCUUAGACUUGGUCAGAUGGACACCAAAGGACUGGUCCGAGCUCUUGGAGAAGAAUCACUUCUUAGACAUGUGCUGUCAAUCAACGAAGAGGGUUUGAGACGCUGUGAAGAGAACACCAAGGUGUUUGGUCGUCCCAUCAGUUGCUGGACAUGCCUUGUAGAUCUGGAGGGUCUAAACAUGCGUCACCUGUGGCGACCAGGAGUUAAAGCGCUGCUGAGGAUUAUUGAGGUUGUAGAGGCCAACUAUCCAGAGACGCUGGGACGAUUGCUUAUCUUGAGAGCUCCCAGAGUUUUCCCAGUCCUUUGGACACUGGUCAGUCCAUUUAUUGAUGAAAACACCCGCAAGAAGUUCCUAAUCUAUGCAGGAAAUGACUACCAGGGCCCCGGUGGACUGGUGGACUACAUAGACAAGGAGAUUAUCCCUGACUUCCUGGGCGGUGAAUGUAUGUGUGAGGUACCCGAGGGAGGCUUGGUCCCAAAGUCAAUGUACCGCACUGCAGAGGAGCUUGAGAAUGAAGAUGUUCGUCUCUGGACUGAAACAAUCUACCAAAGCGCCAGCAUCUUCAAAGGGGCUCCACAUGAGCUUCUGAUUGAGAUUAUUGACGCCUCCUCAGUCAUCACCUGGGACUUUGAUGUGUGUAAAGGUGAUGUUGUUUUCAACAUCUACCACUCCAAGCGUGCCCCGCAGCCGCCGCGUAAAGACCCACUCGGAGCGCAUGGUAUCACAUCGCCAGGGGGAAACAAUGUGCAGCUUAUUGAUAAAUCAUGGACACUUGGUCAGGAUUACAGCAUGGUAGAGUCCCCUCUAACCUGCAAGGAGGGAGAAAGUGUACAGGGGUCCCAUAUUACACGUUGGCCAGGUUUCUACAUCCUCCAAUGGAAGUUCCACAACAUGCCAUCCUGCUCGACCACUAAUCUACCUCGAGUAGAUGACGUGCUGGCAACCCUGCAGGUCUCCUCGCACAAGUGUAAAGUCAUGUACUACACCGAGGUGUUGGGCUCCGAGGACUUCAGGGGUUCGAUGACCAGCCUGGAAUCGAGUCACAGCGGUUUCUCUCAGCUCAGCGCUGCCACCACUUCAUCUAACCAAUCCCAGUCCAGCUCAAUGAUCUCCAGGUAG
This is a messenger RNA of Nerophis lumbriciformis (worm pipefish), 2187 nucleotides long. Lineage: Eukaryota; Metazoa; Chordata; Actinopteri; Syngnathiformes; Syngnathidae. The record is from RefSeq and is a predicted model, not a curated record.